Sesamum indicum (sesame) is the source of this 1428-nucleotide messenger RNA. RefSeq names its product monogalactosyldiacylglycerol synthase 2, chloroplastic-like. Gene Ontology annotation, biological process: glycolipid biosynthetic process. NCBI's taxonomy places the organism in Eukaryota, Viridiplantae, Streptophyta, Magnoliopsida, Lamiales, Pedaliaceae. The record is from RefSeq and is marked provisional. Gene Ontology annotation, molecular function: hexosyltransferase activity.
AUGUUCAGAAGCUCUACAUUUAUACAUACAACGUUGUCUGAGUGUAGAUUAGAUAUGGUGAUGAAGGCAGCAUCACCGAGGAAAUCCAUAAACAGGGUGUUCGAAAGAGUUGGGGUGUAUGGAUUUGGGGUUGUGAGCAGGCAGAAAAGGUGCAAAUAUGCCGUUGAAUGUGAAGAAGAAGAUGGGAGGAUGGAGAUGGAACAGCUCGGCGCUGAGAGGACCAAAAAUGUGCUGAUUCUGAUGAGCGACACGGGCGGCGGCCACCGAGCGUCUGCCGAGGCGAUCAGGGAUGCGUUCCAGCUCGAAUACGGGGAUGAGUAUAGAAUAUUUGUGAAGGAUGUGUGGAAAGAGUAUACUGGCUGGCCGUUGAAUGAUAUGGAACGACAGUAUAAGUUCAUGGUUAAACAUGUGCAGCUUUGGAAAGUUGCAUUUCAUAGCACCUCUCCUAGAUGGAUACACUCUGUCUAUCUUGCUGCCUUUGCUGCCUUUUACGCCAAGGAAGUUGAGGCUGGUCUAAUGGCGUACGAGCCUGAUAUUAUCAUUAGUGUGCACCCGCUAAUGCAGCAUAUUCCACUGUGGGUGCUGAAACGGCAAAACCUGCGAAAGAAAGUGACGUUUGUUACUGUCGUAACGGACCUAACCACUUGCCAUCGUACAUGGUUUCAUCCAUCGGUGAACCGACUAUAUUGUCCGUCAGAGGAGGUAGCAAAGAGGGCUUUGCUAGAUGGGCUCGAAGAAUCUCAAAUUCGUGUAUUUGGCUUGCCCAUCCGACCCUCUUUUUGUCGAGCAGUUUUCUCCAAGGACGAUUUAAGGGUAGAACUUGAAAUGGAUCCACAACUGCCAGCCGUCCUGCUAAUGGGAGGUGGAGAAGGCAUGGGACCCGUGAAGAAAACGGCAAGGGCUCUUGGAGAAUCUCUGUUCGAUACAAAACUUGAAAAGCCAAUCGGACAACUGAUUAUCAUCUGUGGCCGUAAUGAAACUCUGUUCUCCACAUUACAAUCACUUGAGUGGAAAAUCCCAGUUAAGAUUAGAGGGUUUGAGAAACAAAUGCAGAAAUGGAUGAGUGCUUGUGACUGCAUCAUCACAAAAGCGGGUCCUGGUACUAUUGCUGAAGCAUUUAUAAGAGGGCUACCAGUUAUACUUAACGAUUACAUCCCCGGGCAAGAGAAAGGGAAUGUUCCAUACGUAGUUGACAAUGGGGCAGGAGUAUUCACCCGAAGCCCCAACGAAACUGCAAGAAUUGUGGCCGAAUGGUUCAGCACAAAGAAGGACGAACUCAAUAGAUUGUCGGAAAAUGCACUAAAACUUGCACAACCGGAGGCAGUUUUCGACAUUGUGAAGGACAUUCACGACCUCGCAUGCCAACGGGGCCCUUUAGCUAACAUCUCCUACAUGUUGACUUCAUCCUUCUCGAGCCUAAUUUACUAG